Molecule: messenger RNA, 1858 nt
Organism: Drosophila ananassae
Lineage: Eukaryota; Metazoa; Arthropoda; Insecta; Diptera; Drosophilidae
Gene: puml
Product: (Lyso)-N-acylphosphatidylethanolamine lipase
Exons: 2
Coding region: 365-1756 (463 amino acids)
Cellular component (GO): lipid droplet
Molecular function (GO): catalytic activity
Source: RefSeq, a predicted model, not a curated record
GUUAUUGUGGGUACUACUGUGUUUCGAGUGCCUUUCCACCAGUAUUAGCAACAACAAAAACUAUUUCACCAUUAGAAUAGAUAACAUGUAAUUGCGAUUGUGACAAACCCAGACCAGACCCAGUCCAUUCCGUGGAGCACAGGAAAAGUUCAAAGUCAUCACAGUUCGACAGAAGCGGGUACAACUUAGUUUUUACUUUCGUGUCAUAUUUGUAAAGAUCCCGGUGCUCGAAGCGGGUGGAAAUAAGUAGCGCGCAAAUGGUGGCGGAUUUUUAGUCUAUCCCCACCUCGCACACAUCAUCGACCUGCUGUUUUAAAUUCUAAAGUGAGAGCAGAUCCGAAAUUAAACCGAAAUUAAGAGCAAAAUGAGCGAGUCGCUGACGUUGGCGAGCGAUGCUGGGAAAGAUCAUGCUCCCGCAAGCACGCCCACAUCCGCCCUGCCGCUGCCCACAGUUGCGCAGGGGUUGAGCCAGGGAAUGGAUCUUGAGGAUCCCAAAAACAACGGCUUCUGGCUCUGGAAAUGGUUGUGUAAUUGGACAUCCAGCUCACCGACCAUGCUGCGCGCCGUGGAGAAGAAAAUAUUGUCGUAUGUGAAGCUGCCCUAUCGCGGCUUCUUUGUGGACAUUGGGCCGGCGGUGGGCGAGGCGGACAAGAUCUGGACGAUCAGCAUGAACACAGAGUCUAAGGAGGUACCCCUGGUACUCCUUCACGGCCUUGGAGCAGGGAUCGCCCUGUGGGUUAUGAACCUGGAUGCAUUCGCCAAGGGACGGCCUGUCUAUGCCAUGGACAUCUUGGGCUUCGGCCGCAGUUCCAGACCAUCUUUUGCCAAGGACGCACUAGUGUGCGAGAAACAGUUUGUUAAAUCCGUGGAGGAGUGGCGCCGCGAGAUGAAUAUCCAGGACAUGAUUCUCUUGGGCCAUUCCAUGGGCGGUUUCAUCGCCUCUAGCUACGCCCUAUCAUAUCCAGAGCGUGUGCGACACUUAAUACUGGCCGAUCCGUGGGGCUUCCCCGAGAAGCCCUCCGACUCGACCAACACCAAACAGAUACCCCUCUGGGUGCGAGCGAUAGCUAGAGUACUGACUCCGCUUAAUCCACUGUGGGCGCUGCGUGCAGCUGGUCCAUUUGGCCAGUGGGUGGUACAGAAGACGCGGCCCGACAUUAUGCGCAAGUUCCAGAGUACUAUCGAAGAGGAUAUUAAUCUCUUGCCGCAGUACAUCCACCAGUGUAACGCACAGCACCCAAGCGGUGAGUCUGCCUUCCAUACAAUGAUGCAGUCCUUCGGUUGGGCCAAGAAUCCAAUGAUCCACCGCAUCAAGGACGUGCGCAACGAUAUCCCUAUAACGUUUAUCUACGGUUCCCGCUCCUGGAUUGACUCUUCGUCGGGUGAGAAGAUAAAGUCGCAACGUGGUAGCCACAUGGUUGACAUUAAGAUCGUGACCGGAGCGGGCCAUCAUGUCUACGCCGACAAACCCGACGUCUUCAAUCGCUAUGUGAACGAAACCUGUGAUAUUUAUAAAGUGGGCGUCGCCAGGAAGCUUAUCACGCCCGUGCAGCUUAUACGCGAGUCAACGGAGUCGGAUGAGGAGCGGGAGCCCAACCUUCGCACAGCAAAGACUGUAGAGGUUCAGCCGGAUAUGGAGAAACAGUCCACGGGCCAACCUAUCACACAGCCCGCCGCCGCCACCGCAACAGCCACCGCCGCCGAUUCGUCCACAUUGCCUGUCGAUGAUCUUACGGCCAACAUCAAGCCAAAAUGAGGAGCAGCAGCGUGGAUCUUAGAGCAUCAAUACCAGCUCUUUUUUAAGCCUGUAUCAAUUAGAUAAGUCUACCUAGUAUUAAAUUGUCAUUUUAUCUACUCA